AUUCAUUCAUUUUUUAAUUUAGAUGAUGGGAUAAUGGUGCGCUAUCCUAUUGGAAAUACCUUAAUCUAUAAUGACGAACUUGAGAGAACCGAAGUAUCAAAGUGGUUUCCUAAUCUUAAGAUUUUAUUUGUUAGUUACGAUAAUCUUGACGUAGAUUUUAUCACAACUUUAACAGUCAAAGGACUAGUAUUGACAUCUUACUGCAAAGGCUUGGAAAAUGUCACUUUUCAUAAUCCGUCGCUUGAAAUGUUAGUGAUUUCACACAUUUGUAGUUUUUUCGCCAACGAGAUCCAAGGACCAAUAAUGAAACAAUUGAACAUAGGUUCAUGUAAUGUUUCAGAUUUUGCCAGAUGUGCUAAAUAUUUUCCCAAUUUAAAGCGACUCCAUAUUGAGGAAUACACUGAUUACACUUCCGACAAUUUUUAUACUGGACCUGUUCUUGAAAAGCUGGAGAUUUUGGAAAUGGUUUUUCACGCUCAAAUUGCUCCAGGUGAAUAUCAUGGAUUCAGCCUGGCAGAUCAAAAAAGCCAUAAAAGUAUUGUUGAAAACACAUUUGAUAUUCCAUCCGUUGAAAUGAUAGCAGCUCCAGACUAUUGUAAUUUUUUUGCAAACGAUAUACAAGGAACGAAGCUAAAGCAAUAUAUAUUUAUCGGAGCGUAGUGAAACGAAGUGGAGAUUAUAACUCAGGUUACCGACAAAAAAUUUCACUUCAAAUUUUUACGUUCACCGCAUUAUCUAUGAAGAUACUCGCGCGAUCUGAUCGCUACUUGGUAUAAAAACUACAAAUGACACAAUGAAUGUCUGAAAAAAAUUUCAAGGUCAUUCAAGGUCAUUUGUCGGAAAUUCGAAUUUUGACCUUUAGAGGUCAUUUGAAGGUCUCAAAAAAAAUUUUGAGUCCUUUGCAUCUACUUCGAAAAAUAUCAUCGUAAUUCAACAUGCAGUUAU
Tetranychus urticae (two-spotted spider mite) is the source of this 945-nucleotide messenger RNA. Lineage: Eukaryota; Metazoa; Arthropoda; Arachnida; Trombidiformes; Tetranychidae. The record is from RefSeq and is a predicted model, not a curated record.